This is a messenger RNA of Protobothrops mucrosquamatus (brown spotted pit viper), 971 nucleotides long. It is a transcript of the gene NEGR1, whose product is annotated as neuronal growth regulator 1. Gene Ontology annotation, cellular component: neuron projection. The record is from RefSeq and is a predicted model, not a curated record. The annotation marks the transcript as partial. Lineage: Eukaryota; Metazoa; Chordata; Lepidosauria; Squamata; Viperidae. The transcript is spliced from 7 exons.
AUCAUUCUAUUAAUUGCAUUCUUUUUUUUUUAAUUUACAGAUGUUACUUGGAAGAUGGAGCUUCAAAAGGUGCCUGGCUGAAUCGAUCAAGUAUUAUUUUUGCAGGAGGAGACAAGUGGUCAGUAGAUCCUCGAGUUUCAAUUGCAACAGCAAAUAAAAGGGAAUACAGUCUCCAGAUACAGAAUGUGGAUGUGUCAGAUGAUGGUCUAUAUACUUGUUCAGUGCAGACCCAACAUACGCCCAGAACCAUGCAGGUGUACUUAACUGUAAAAGUUUCUCCAAAGAUAAGUCAUAUUUCAAAUGAUAUUGUGGCGAACGAAGGAAGCAACAUCACACUGGCCUGCUUAGCUACAGGGAAACCUGAUCCUUCCAUCUCUUGGAGACAUAUUUCUCCAUCAGCCAAACCCUUUGAAAGUGGACAAUACUUGGACAUCUAUGGAAUUACAAGAGACCAAGCUGGGGAGUAUGAAUGUAGUGCUGAAAAUGAUGUCUCAGUUCCAGAUGUGAAAAAAGUAAAAGUCACAGUAAACUUUGCCCCAACAAUUCAAGAAAUAAAAUCCAGUGGCGUCACUCUUGGAGGCACUGGAUUCAUAAGAUGUGAAAGUGCGGGUGUUCCUUCCCCAUCUUUUGAAUGGUACAAAGGAGAAAGAAAAUUGAUCAAUGGGCAACAAGGAAUUACUAUAAAUAGCUACAGUUCAAGAUCAUUUUUAAAUUUCAACAAUGUGACAGAAGAGCAUUUUGGCAACUAUACAUGUGUCGCUGCCAACAAAUUAGGCACAACCAAUGCCAGCCUGCUUCUUAACCAAAUUAUUGAGCCUACCACUACUAGUCGUGUCUCAAGUUCAGCUCCAAGUACAACCCAGCUUGGGAUCACUGGGGGCACAGAAGUUUUCUUGUCCUGCUGGUACCUUGUGUUGACACUGUCCUCUUACACCAGCAUAAUGUACCUGAAGAACAUCGUUCUACAAUAA